This is a messenger RNA of Drosophila erecta, 400 nucleotides long. RefSeq lists its product as uncharacterized. The coding region runs from base 24 to 356 and encodes 110 amino acids. NCBI's taxonomy places the organism in Eukaryota, Metazoa, Arthropoda, Insecta, Diptera, Drosophilidae. The transcript is spliced from 2 exons. The record is from RefSeq and is a predicted model, not a curated record.
CGCACAGUUUAUUCAAGAUAGUCAUGUCGUUAGCGGUAUUGACUUUUCUAGUACUCUGCGGAUUUUCCUUUUUGGGCCAGCACGAGGUAGUUGCUGACUGCGCGGCAGACUCAUCCGAUCUAUGGAAUGAUGAUACGAACGAGGACGAAGGAUCUUGCACUCGAACUUCGUUAAAAAAUGAUAUAGACGAUCAAUAUGAAUCAAUUGACAAUGAUCCAAUUAUAAGGGAAUCAGAAGGGAAAGUGGCUAAGAAGGACAACACGAAUUCGGAUGUUCAGUUUCCACUAUUUGAAAACAUAAUAAAGAUAUUUAAGUUCAUAUGGCAGAUGCUGAGUAUUUGGAUAAACUGGAAAUAAUAAAGGCGAUAGGGCAUAUCUGUUCACAGAUCCUGCAAAUUAAA